Plectropomus leopardus (leopard coralgrouper) is the source of this 1491-nucleotide messenger RNA. It is a transcript of the gene lyar, whose product is annotated as Ly1 antibody reactive homolog (mouse). NCBI's taxonomy places the organism in Eukaryota, Metazoa, Chordata, Actinopteri, Perciformes, Serranidae. Gene Ontology annotation, biological process: rRNA processing; negative regulation of transcription by RNA polymerase II. Gene Ontology annotation, molecular function: DNA binding. The record is from RefSeq and is a predicted model, not a curated record. Gene Ontology annotation, cellular component: nucleolus.
UGGUCAUGUGUGUUUUGAAAAGUUUACAGUACCGGGACGGAGCAGGCGGUCUGUAACAUCCAGAUGCUCUUCAGGGAACAUUUAUGCGCUUUAACAAGCCCUCUGUUAUUUGACUAACGCGUUUAUUUAAACGGUUGCUAGCUUUAGAUAACGUCAGCUAGCCUUCUUUGGCUAACAUUAGCGUCAUUGUAUCGAUUUUACGUAUAACUGUCACGUAGGGAACAGUAGUAACGUUAGUAGUAGUAACGCUAUUUGUGUUAUUAGUAUCGGUUGAAUCAAAAUUAUAAUUACGACUAAGUGAAAGCAGAAGUGUCGUUAAAAUGGUGUUUUUCACCUGCAACGGCUGCGGUGAAUCCCUGAAAAAGGCUCAGGUUGAUAAACACGUGAACAUGUGUCGGGGCUGCCAGGUCUUGUCCUGCAUCGAUUGUGGAAAAGACUUCUGGGGUGAUGAUUACAAGAACCACAACAAAUGCAUCAGUGAAGAUCAGAAGUAUGGAGGUAAAGGCUACGAGGCGAAGGCAAACAAAGGAGAUGUGAAACAGCAGCAGUGGAUCCAGAGAGUCCAUGAAGCCAUGAACAAACCUGGCGUCAGUGCGAAACUAAAAGAUGUGCUUCGACAAGUCAGCUCGUAUGAUAACGUCCCCAGAAAGAAGGCCAAGUUUCAGAAUUGGAUGAGAAACAGUCUUAAAAUUGCCAACACCAGUCUUCAUGAUGAAGUGUGGGAAGUCCUCGCUGCAGCUGACAAUCCUCCUGAGGCUCCCCAGCAAACUAAAGAAGCUAAACAGACAGUGGCUGAAGUCAAAGUGGAUACUAAUGGAAAUGAAAAGCCCAACGGACAGCCAGAUGUCGAAAAGAAGAAACUGAACAAACGAGAGCGAAAAGAGGCCCGUCAGCAGAAGAAUGGGAAGGCUGCAAAAGGGCCUGAAAAGAUUGCUGCUGAGGAGCCAGAAGAAGGCAAAAAGAAGAAAAAGGACCGAAAGAGAAAACGCUGUGAGGAAGAUGGAGAUGAAGAGCAGAACGGUGCUGAAACUGAGACAUCGAACAAAAAAACAAAGACCACUGACCAAACAGCAGAGGCUGCUAACACAUCAGAGGAGACUGAGGAUCAAGAAGUUCCCAAAGGCAAAUUCAACUGGAAGGGAAAUAUCAAGGCAGUACUGAGAGAGUCAGAUGACCAGGAACUGUCAGUGAAGAAACUCAGGAAGAAGGUUUUGGCAGCGUACUACUGUUUCCAUGGUGAUGGAAGUUUUAAAACGCAGGAGGAGGUGUUAGCCCUUUUCAACAAGAAGAUCAACAACAAUCCUAAAUUUAGAGUCUUGAAGGACAGAGUUAGACUUGUAAAGUAGAUCUGUUUAUCUCACCCGUCUGGCAUGAAAUGUAUGUUGUUCAUAGACUUUUAAAAUUUAAAAACCAUUUGUUGUCUGCCAUCCUCUCUUGGUUGUUUUUGUACAGAUGACCUAAUCUCAAAGAUUAAAUACUUUUAUUACUGAA